GCACUUCCUUCCAGAGCCCCGAAGGUCCUGCCGGCGGUCGGAAGUCUCUGUGGAGCGAUGCGGAAGGUGGUGCUGGUCACCGGGGCGAGCAGCGGCGUCGGCCGAGCGCUCUGCCAGCGGCUGCUGCAGGAGGAAGACGAGCUGCACCUGUGCUUGGCAUGCAGGAACCCGGGCCGCGCCGAGGCCCUCCGCGCCGCGCUGGUGGCCGCCCGGCCCUCCGCCCAGGUGAGCACCGUGCAGGUGGACGUCUCCGACCUGCGCUCGGUGCUGCGGGCCGCCGGGGAGCUCAGGCACAGGUUUCGCAGGUUAGACUGCGUGUACCUGAACGCCGGGAUCAUGCCCAGCCCACAUCUCAACGUCAAGGCACUUUUCUCCAGCCUCUUUUCAAGAAACGUGAUUCACGUGUUCUCCACGGCUGAGGGACUGCUGACCCAGGAAGACAAGGUGACGGCCGACGGGCUCCAGGAAGUCUUUGCCACCAACGUCUUCGGCCACUUUCUCCUGGUUCGGGAGUUGGAGCCGCUCCUCGGGCCCAGGGACAGCCCGUCCCGGCUCAUCUGGACGUCGUCCCGCAGCGCCCGGAAGUCCAACUUCAGCCUGGAGGACGUCCAGCACAGCCGGGGCCGGGAGCCCUACAGCGCCUCCAAGUACGCGGUCGACCUCCUGAGCGUGGCCCUGAACCGGCAUGGCAACGGGCAGGGCCUGUUCUCCAGCGUGGUGUGCCCGGGGACCAUGCUGACCAACCUGACCUACGGGAUCCUGCCGCCCUUCGUGUGGACCCUGCUGAUGCCCCUCAUAUGGCUGCUGCGCUUCUUCGCGAAUGCGUUCACCCUGACACCGCACAACGGAGCCGAGGCCCUGGUGUGGCUCUUCCACCAGAAGCCCGAGGCCCUCAACCCUCUGACCAAGUACCUGAGCGCCACGACGGGCCUCGGGAGCAACUACGUGACGACCCAGAAGAUGGACCUUGACGAGGACACGGCUGAGCAGUUGUACCAGCACCUGCUGGAGCUGGAGCGGCAGGUUCGGGCCACCGUCCCGAGCGCGGACUAGCGGGCGGCCCCGGGACACGCCCCCUCCGUCCUUGCCUGGGCUGCUGUCUCGAGGGGCCGUGUGUGUGGGGUGAGCGGGGCCUCCGCUGUCUCCCUCCCCUCUGAGGCCCUGGCGCCCGUGCCCUGGUGAGAAGAGCUUCCUCGGUUACAGGUCGCUGCGCGGGUUUCCGGCGGGUGUCCCAUCACAGUCUGCGGGUGACCCUGCGUUCGCCGCCUCUGCCUGUGGUGCGUGUCCUGCAGCCGUAACCCAGGCCACACUCUGGGACAUGGUGUGGCCUCCGGUGGCCGAGACGCGGGCCGGCCGGUUCUCCUGCUGGCCUGCCCCCGCGGGAGGGUGGUGGCCACUCCGAGUGUUUCCUGGGGGCGUCUUCUCGGGUCUUUCGCCCCCAUUCUUCCUGUAACAGUCCUGGGGUUCGGGCCCUGCCCCCCUGCAGCCGCCCGCACACUCAGGCCCAGGAGCUCAGGGACGGCGUGUUGGGCCGCUUCCUCCCUGAUUUGCAGAGCGUCCCGCUGACGUGGCAGCUGAGGUGGCCUGACCCCACGCUGUGCACGGGCUCGUUGCCGACCAGCAGUUGCUGACUCUUGCCGGAGGAGACUUUGAUCGUUGGUGUUAUAGGGACGGGAGGAGGGUGGUGGGGGGGAGAGAAACACUGACUAGUUGCCGACCGGGACUGAACCUGCAAUUUUGGUGCAUGAGGUGAUGCUCCCACCAGCUGGGCCGCCGGCUGCCGGGGCUUCACACUCACGUCUCGCUGGCUGUGAACUUGCACAUGAUCUGCUCACGUUUUCUCAGUAAAGUUUUCCGGCCGAGUUGCUGCUGGCGGGCGGGUGGUGGCCGUGGUCAGAGGUUGGCCCAGACUCCACAUCCGUGAUGUGAAGACAAAAAUGCUAAAAUGCUUAAUUAAGGUGUUUUGGCCCCAAACAUAACCCAUACCUGGGAUAGAAUAAAGUGAGUGAAGUUUUGGGUGAGUCAAUAAAAAUGAAAAAUCAUAUAGAAGUAGAUUUGCUAUGUAUUUUGAAGGGUUUUUU
Molecule: messenger RNA, 2081 nt
Organism: Artibeus jamaicensis (Jamaican fruit-eating bat)
Lineage: Eukaryota; Metazoa; Chordata; Mammalia; Chiroptera; Phyllostomidae
Gene: HSD17B7
Product: hydroxysteroid 17-beta dehydrogenase 7
Exons: 9
Coding region: 58-1053 (331 amino acids)
Biological process (GO): cholesterol biosynthetic process
Cellular component (GO): endoplasmic reticulum membrane
Molecular function (GO): estradiol 17-beta-dehydrogenase [NAD(P)+] activity; 5-alpha-androstane-3-beta,17-beta-diol dehydrogenase (NADP+) activity; 3-beta-hydroxysteroid 3-dehydrogenase (NADP+) activity
Source: RefSeq, a predicted model, not a curated record